Messenger RNA from Pochonia chlamydosporia 170, 1452 nucleotides. Its product is annotated as H/K ATPase alpha subunit. Gene Ontology annotation, molecular function: DNA-binding transcription factor activity, RNA polymerase II-specific; zinc ion binding. NCBI's taxonomy places the organism in Eukaryota, Fungi, Ascomycota, Sordariomycetes, Hypocreales, Clavicipitaceae. Gene Ontology annotation, biological process: regulation of DNA-templated transcription. The transcript is spliced from 3 exons. The record is from RefSeq and is a predicted model, not a curated record. Bases 1 to 1452 code for a protein of 483 amino acids.
AUGCCUGGAGUUCCAUCGUCGCGAAGCUGUGAAGGCUGUCGCAAAGUGAAGAAAAAGUGCGACCAAGGCAAGCCCUCAUGUUCCCGCUGCGUGCGCCUCAACAUUCGAUGCAUUGGAUCCGGACGCCAGCGAUACAAGUUUCAAGAUGAAUCUACCGCAUUCGCCAUCGUCAACAGCCAAGUCAGCAGACGUUCACCUCCCACCGGCCCCGUAGAGUUCGGUCCCAUCAUCACCGUCCCAAGCAACAAGAUCACCAUCACCGCAGGAUCACUUGGCUCAGUUUUGGCCGUGACGGACCCUCGCUACGACAUCUUCAGCUUCGGAUUAUUCAUGCAAGAGCUCCCUCAGCGUCUGGGUUACAGCGCAGCACUGGAUGCCUCCGCUGCGGCCUUUGUCGGCGCCCUCAAAGACCUGCGCACCAAGCAACCGUCGGCGAAUACCAUCAAGAAGUACGUGGGGGCUCUCAAUGCAGUGCAAAAGAGCUUGAGUGACGAGAACACGGCGUACUCGGCCGAGACGUUGUGCGCGAUAUUCCUCGUCAUGGCUGCGCAGCCGUGGUUGUCGAUGAAGGGCGACCGACAUCCCAGCCAUGGCUUGGGCAUGUCACAAUUGCUCAAGAUUCUGGUCGAUAAGCAGCCGCAGGAUGAAUUUAUGCGAACGCUCAUCAGUUCCGUUAGUGUCGUGGUGAUUCUCGAAAAUAUAUUCAAUCCGGCGAUUGAGUUGGAGCCAUGGAUACACAAGGUACACACCCUAUCGUCCAAGGAAGACGAAGAGGCAGCGUUAAAGCUGGGUCUCAACUUCCGCUCCGUGGACAUGAGAUGGCUCUCCAAAAUCCCCGACCUCAUAUGGAACCCCAAGGAAAACAGCGAGACCAUCAAAACAUACUACGAAAUGAUACGAGCCGACUAUCCUGGGAUAAAGGCAUUCGGCGACAACGCCAUCGAAGCAAAAUGCAUUGGGCCGCCGACGUCUCUGCCUCUCAAACUUGUGCGCGCCCAGACUCACUACCAAGCCGCGCAGUGCAUCAUCCUCACCAUCGCCAUCACGUUGAACGCCUUUAUGAGUAAACACUUUGGCCCUGAUGAUCUGCUAGCCACGGAGAGGUACACAUUCUGCGCCGACGUCAUCCAGCUAUCAGAGAGGGCUAGACAUCGACGGCCGCUGGCUGCCGCUCAUGUUCCGCUCUGCCUCAUCACGGCGUGGCUGGCCUCGCAGGAUCCCGUUCAACAGAUACAGCUGGAACUGCUGAUGGACGAUUACGAGCAGGAUUAUAACCUUAUCGAUUUGGUUCGAAAUUCGACGCAGAUUGAGGAGGAGGGUAAGACGGGGAUUAUUCGUAAACUUCCGUGUUUUCCGAUGAAUAUUCUUGGGGGACAGAUUGAGACGGGAAUGGGGACGGGGGUCAAGGGUGGUCCUGAGGCUUAUUGCGCAGAGUAUUGUAAUAUUCUAUAA